This is a messenger RNA of Glossina fuscipes, 1716 nucleotides long. Its product is annotated as protein SMG9. Gene Ontology annotation, biological process: nuclear-transcribed mRNA catabolic process, nonsense-mediated decay. The transcript is spliced from 2 exons. NCBI's taxonomy places the organism in Eukaryota, Metazoa, Arthropoda, Insecta, Diptera, Glossinidae. The record is from RefSeq and is a predicted model, not a curated record. The coding region runs from base 324 to 1673 and encodes 449 amino acids.
AUUUUUUUCUUGGUUGGUGAGUGGAGAUGGAAUAAGCCAAUAGAUUUGUGGCUUAUAUGUCCAAAAUUAAUCAUUAAAGACUAACGAGAAUAAAUGCAAAAAUAAGAUGAAGAGAAUAAUCAGCUGUUUCAACUUAUAUUUUCAUAUUAACAAGAAAGCAAUCAAAAUUUAGAAGUAAAUUAAUGCAAGAAGACGGAUCCAAGUCGAUUGGAAUAAUAACUUUUAGCUUUUGUUGGAUAACACGAAUAGCACUUCACUUAAAAAUUUAAAUAAAAAAAAAUUUUGCUACUAAUUAUAUUUCAAAAAGACUAAUAUAAAUUACAAUGUCUGAAAAGAGAAGACGUUAUAGAAAAUCAAAGGAAGAAAAACGUUCUUCAGCAUUGGCAGCAACGUUUAAAGAAUUGAAUAUACAACCUAAAAUUUUGUUGAAAACUAAAAAUGAACUUAAAACAGAAAAUGAUUCCCGUGGAUCAACUGUCAAUACCGAGCUGAUGAAUCCCGUUACUGUACAAGUGCCACAGAAAACCAUAAUUUUUACCAAAAAUGCACAAAGUCCGGCCAUGAGUCCGAAUACUAUCCGAGACCAAACUAAUAACAGUAAUAACGAUGCCUCUCAACAAGCACAAGUUGUUGAACCUGUACCGCAAAUGACUCGCCCUGCUACAGUCAUUUCCUCUGUUGGUUUGAUUAUAGAUUCGGCUAAAAAAUUACUAAUGAAAAAUAAUAGCGAUUUUAUGGUAGUGGGUGUGAUAGGCACUCAAGGUGUGGGGAAAUCUACUAUUCUCAAUUUAUUAGCCAAUGAGCAGCCCGAUUUCAAUUAUUAUCGUAAAGUAUUUGUGGAGGAAGACAGUGUCUUUCCUACCAAGUUAAAACUGAAUAAGUGUUCGGCUCGCUCACGUACUGAGUCAACUCAUAUGUUUAUUACCCCAGACCGUUUGAUAUUGUUAGAUACUCCUCCGGUAUUAUCUAAUGCUUACAAAAAAGACAUGACCAACAAUGAAUUGGAUGAUUUAACUAAUAUUAUCACUUUGCUAUCAGCUUGCCAUCUUCUUAUCGUGGUAAUGGAUGAUUAUUUUAAUUUAAAUUUUUUGAAUUUGUUACGUUUCGCGGAAUUAAUGAAACCAUCUCAAGACGUUAAACCAUUUUUACACAACUACUUUCCCAAUGUGUUGUUUGUAAAGAACCAUGCUAAACGCUUGGAUUUUGCUCAAGCUAAUACAACAAUUCUUGAGAACAUUCUUAAGUCUCUGUUCAGAGAUUCGCAAUUGCGCAUCUAUCGGGGACAAAGCAUGGAUUAUAUACAACAAGAUGGACGGACUUUAUUAUCGAAACAAAGGAAAGCACGAUCAUCGGAUGUUGAAAGGGCGGUCAAUGUUUUUUUAUUACCUGAAAUUAAAUCUGAGGAGGCUACAUGUUAUCAUGAAUCACUUUCGACUAUUGUGGAACAAUUGCGUUGUUUAGUCUUUUCAACACCUCGUAAUCAAAUGUACGUUGGGCCUACGGACCUAACCGAAGAAAUAUGGUUCGAAUGGCUUGGAAAGGUAUCACAAUCUGUAGAUCAUUUCUUUUUUAAGACAUAUGGAGAUAUACAGCGCAAAUAUUUGGACGCAGCUCCGGGCGCUAAAGAGAAUGCGACAAACAGUUCCAAAGAUCUAGAAUCUUGGAGAGAUUAAUAAAGGCGAUUUAUGCUUUUGGUUAUUUUUCCUUUUCUUUUAA